GCGUAUAAGCUUUUAAAAUGUCCUCUAUCAAGCACUUAGUUUAUGCAGUUAUUCGUUUCUUACGGGAGCAAAGUCAGAUGGAUGCUUAUACGUCAGAUGAACAAGAAAGUUUGGAAGUUGCAAUUCAGUGCUUGGAGACAGUUUUUAAAAUCAGCCCAGAAGAUACUCAUCUAGCAGUUUCACAGCCUUUGACAGAAAUGUUCAGCAAUUCCUUCUGUAAGAAUGACAUUUUGCCUCUCUCAAAUUCAGUGCCUGAAGAUGUGGGAAAAGCUGACCAAUUAAAAGAUGAAGGCAAUAACCACAUGAAAGAAGAAAAUUACGCUGCUGCUGUGGACUGUUACACACAGGCAAUAGAACUGGAUCCAAAUAAUGCAGUUUAUUAUUGCAACAGGGCUGCUGCUCAGAGUAAAUUAGGCCACUACACAGAUGCAAUAAAGGAUUGUGAGAAAGCAAUAGCAAUUGAUUCAAAGUACAGCAAGGCCUAUGGGAGAAUGGGACUGGCCCUCACUGCCAUAAAUAAAUUUGAAGAAGCAGUUACAAGUUAUCAAAAGGCAUUAGAUCUUGACCCUGAAAAUGAUUCUUACAAGUCAAAUCUGAAAAUAGCAGAACAGAAGUUAAGAGAGGUAUCCAGUCCUACAGGAACUGGAUUGAGCUUUGACAUGGCUAGUUUAAUAAAUAAUCCAGCCUUCAUUAGUAUGGCAGCAAGUUUAAUGCAGAAUCCUCAAGUUCAGCAGCUAAUGUCAGGAAUGAUGACAAAUGCCAUUGGGGGACCUGCUGCUGGAGUUGGAGGCCUAACUGACCUGUCUAGCCUCAUCCAAGCGGGACAGCAGUUUGCUCAGCAGAUACAGCAACAGAAUCCUGAACUUAUAGAGCAACUUAGAAAUCACAUCCGGAGCAGAUCAUUCAGCAGCAGUACUGAAGAACAUUCCUGACUUGACCAGGGACCCUUACCCAGAGCACAAAUAAUUAUGGCUCUUAAAUGUUUGCUGUAGAUAGUGGCCAAAACAAAGACACCUAAAGAAUCAAUCUGUCUAGAUGAUAGGUUUAUCAUAAACAGACUCCUAUCUGUUUCAUGAACAUGUGUAUCAUGAACAUAACAUGACUCCUUUGUAAACAAAUGAUCAGUAGCCCUGUUGAGUGCCAGUAUAGUAAACAGGGUUCCAUUUUCAAAUCAAAUCUUCAUUGUCAUAUUUGUAUAUUAGACCUAAUAGCAGAGUCUAUUUAUUAAACAGUAGGGCUGUGUAUUGGUGAAUUCUUUAGCUCCAAAUUCCCGUAAGCAAACUUUUCUGAAAGAUGGAGAUGACGAAGAGGAAAGGUUUCUCAUGCUGAUUUAGGAGAAAUAUACUGGCCACUAAACAGCAUGUCUGGAGGGAAGAAAUUUGUUGCCUCCUUUUAGCUCUGAUAGUGCUAUCAGUACUGAAUACAUAUCCCACGGGCUAGUACUGUCCUUAACGCUGCUUGUUCUGAUGGGGUACAAGGAAUACUAAGAGCUGGUGGGAAGCAGCAUUUGGUGCAAGGGUUGUUUUGAAAUGAAAAAUAGAUGCUGUGAAUGUUCAGAAAAUGAAGGUAGGAUGUUCGGGUUUUUUGCAUAGUUCUUAAUUAAUCUUGCCUGCAUUUUGGUCUUGAUAACAUUAGCAUGGCCAAUUACUCUAAGUACAUAAUAAAAUACAUUUAGAAAUCCUUAAUGGUACUGGUUAGGUCCAUUGUAGAACUAUUCAAUUUAACUAGCACAAUUUCCCAGUGGUGACCUUACCAUGGAAACUCUUAAAUAUAUUUACAUUUAAAUAAGCCAGCGGUUUGGUCCUCAAGUUAAGGAUUUUCUAAGUGGCAUUUAAUUAUGUGCCUAUAAAUACUGAUUUCUUAAAAACUAAUUAUUUGAUGGAUUAUAAAAAGCUUCUAUCACUAACAUUGCUUGUUCAUAUAAAUUUUUGCUAUAAUUUGGCUUGGCAUGUUGCUUUUAUGCUUCAUCUUAAUUUGAUGCAACGUAAGCAUAACGGGACUUAAAAUAUUUUAUUGAAAUCAUGUCAUAGUAGUUAAUGAAGAGAUAUGACAUUAAGUAUUAAUGGCACGACUCUAACUACAGUGAUGAGAGACCAUUUUAACUAGAAUUUCUUUUGUUAAUUAUGGAAGUUGGUAAAGUUGAGUGAAUACCAUGAUUUCACAAGUGUGAGAGAAAACUGAAAAAUUAAGACAUGUAAGGUUAAGUCCGUAAUACUCAUGAUGAUGAGGGCCUUACUGUAACUGUUCUCAAAAGACUAAUAAUGUAUCUACAAGGUUAAAAACCAACUCUUCCUUUCUUUCUCCUUGUGAGAUGAGAACAGUGGUUCUAUAAUUUCAAGAAUUAAUUAAAAAUGCAGUUCCAGAGCCACACUUUCAAUUUGUGUUUAAUAAGUCCUAUAGUAAGGCCUAGGAAUCACCAUUUUAAACUGCGUACUACAACGUGGUUCUGAUGUAGGUCUAAGGACUCUAAUUUAGAGUCACAGUAAGUUAGAGAUUUCUCUUCAGACCAGCAAAUACCUCACUGCUUGUGCCCAGCUUACAGGGAAAACCCAUUGGAAUCUACAGUCUGGCCAGAGAAGAGCAGGACUUAAAUUUUAGGCUCUCUGAAUCGAGUAUCCUGUUUCCCAUUUAAACAAACUUUAUUUUUCAUGAGGUUUUAUUCAACUCCUAGUGUUCAAGUGUAAUACAGAAUGAAGUACUAUCCACAUGAAAGUUAGGACUAUCCUGGAAAAAAAAAGUCAAAGUUGAUCUACAAUUGAAAAUACGCUACUCAUGGGGUACCUGGCUGGCUGAGUCCCUAAAGCAUGUGACUCUUGAUCUCUGGACCCUGAGUUCAAGCCCUAUGUUGGGCAUACAGCUUACUAAAUUAAAAAAAAAAAUUAGCUACUCUUAUCCAGUGGUAAGAAAAGAGUUUCUAGCAAAAAUAUCUUGAGUAUAUUAAAAUGCUUUUAGAUCAGUAAAACUGUUAAGCCUUUAGGUGACUGACUUGGAAAAUUGAGAAAAUACAAAUCAACAGCACCAGGAGUCAGAGGGGUAACAAUGCAGCCCUUCACACUUGAAAAGGUAAUCAGGAAAUUUCCCCAAUGGUGACCAACUCUGGGCCCAAAUAGUGGACAACUUACAUGGAACACACAUUCCCUGUAAGAUAAAAGCUACCAAAGCUCAGUAAAGAAAUAGACAUCCCUCAGUAGAGCAAGCUGUAGGCCCAGAUGAUUCCAAUGGUAAGUUCAGCCAAACACUUAAUGGAAGCAAUAUCAAGUCUACACGAUCUCUUUUGGGAAAUAGAAAAACAGAAAACACUUCCAACUCAUUUUAUUUAGCUAUUACUAUUACUUUGAUACCAAAGUCAAAGGCAUUAUAAGGAAAACCAUUUUAAAACAAUGUCAUGAUUUGCUAAUAUCUGUAGUUAUUCUUUUACAUGAAGAGCUGGUGUAUUUCUUCCAUUUCAACCUUCUGGUCUGUUUCUUGGCUGAUAUACCACCCAUAACAAAUUCAGUCUAGGUAUCUGUCCACUUACCUGGAUUUCCAUUCUCUUCAAGCCAUUUUUGCUCUUCAGAUACCUUCAUCAUUUUGGAAUUACUGCCUUGCAAAUUAUUUCCAGAAAGUUUUGUGCAGUUGGAUUGUACUAGUUACUCUUAAAGUUUUAAGGAAUGCCCCAAAUACUGUACUGGCUGGUGUGGAACAAAAGGACACUGAAUCUUUAUACACAUUCCAUUUAGGAAUGAUUGGCUUUCAUUAACCACAUUUCAUUGCCGUAGCUACAGCUGUUUUGAUGCUAUGUAAAACCUAGAAGGUCCUUUGUAUGCAAAUGACAUUUUCAUUUAAUGUAUCAAAUUAUCUAAUUUUUAUAAUAUGGUUUAAACAGAUCCUUUCUAAAAUGACAUAAUCUAACCUUUACUUAAGGAAUGGACAAUGUGUAUCAUAAAAAGAGAGUUUAUAAUUAGAUCAAAUUAUAUAGCAGAUUCCAAGAGACCAUUAUAUGUUACUUUUAAAUCUGGAACAAUGAAACAGAAGGUUCAGUCAGAGAAGAUACUUGAAAAGCAAUCAAAAUACACAGUGCAGUGGCUAUAAAGUCUUAUCAUUUAAUCAAUCUUACUCAUUCUGGAAGACAGACAGACUUCAACUUUACAUUGCUUGUACUUUAUUUUGCACAGAUUCAUUAUUAGUGCAAUUUAAGGGGCAAAUCUCAUUCUCAAUAUAGCUUUCACUUUGGACCAAAUAAUUUGUCAUGGCAAUAAAUAAUCAUGCAUUUAAGAAAAACAAA
Messenger RNA from Suricata suricatta (meerkat), 4264 nucleotides. It is a transcript of the gene SGTB, whose product is annotated as small glutamine rich tetratricopeptide repeat containing beta. NCBI's taxonomy places the organism in Eukaryota, Metazoa, Chordata, Mammalia, Carnivora, Herpestidae. Gene Ontology annotation, cellular component: TRC complex; membrane. Gene Ontology annotation, molecular function: protein binding; molecular adaptor activity. The coding region runs from base 18 to 932 and encodes 304 amino acids. The record is from RefSeq and is a predicted model, not a curated record. The transcript has 10 exons. Gene Ontology annotation, biological process: post-translational protein targeting to endoplasmic reticulum membrane.